Acipenser ruthenus (sterlet) is the source of this 2740-nucleotide messenger RNA. RefSeq names its product fibroblast growth factor 18. Gene Ontology annotation, biological process: positive regulation of gene expression; positive regulation of cell population proliferation; regulation of cell migration. The transcript is spliced from 5 exons. The record is from RefSeq and is a predicted model, not a curated record. Gene Ontology annotation, cellular component: cytoplasm. The coding region runs from base 1804 to 2571 and encodes 255 amino acids. Lineage: Eukaryota; Metazoa; Chordata; Actinopteri; Acipenseriformes; Acipenseridae. Gene Ontology annotation, molecular function: type 2 fibroblast growth factor receptor binding; growth factor activity; type 1 fibroblast growth factor receptor binding.
GUGUUAUUCUGGCCAGUGAGCUGAGUUGCGUAGCAGUGCAGUUUUAAGUCUAUUACCAGUCAGUCUUUCCCUGGCUCGUUCAGGUAUCAGACUUUUUAAAGAGGAGAUCAUUCUUUUCUAUUAAUAAAUACUUUGUUGUGCUAUUUAAUUGUAGUUACUAUAAUACGUGUCGUUACUAUUAUUAUUGAUAGUAAUAGCAGUAUUAUUAUCAUUGUUAUUAUACUCUUAUUGUUUUAUUUGAUUCUGUGUAGUGGGGGAGUAUUUGUCCUCAGUUGUAAACUACAUUUUUUUUUCCUUUGGCAAGAUCACUUCUUUCCCUCCUAGUACUGCCUGCCGCCGCUGUUGUGAGAAUGAUUCAUGUUCGAAUCUGAAACUUGUUUUUUUUCUGUUUGGGAGAACCUGGAUUGUAUAGAAGAAAGGAUCUCAGUUUACGGGAAAAGCCAGCUUGCUCGUGUUUGUGACGGAAAUACAACAUUCCAUUUUUUUAAACAAAACACGUUCUGAUUUGGCUAAUUUUUUGUGGAUAACAAGCAAGUUCUGUGGCACCGGUGCCUGUGUUUCAGAUAGUAAUAUUAUCAGGAGACAUUCGCGCUAGUUGACUGCUGCAGUUAUUUUAGUGGCGGUACUGGUGUUUAUUCUUCCGCAAAUCCAGUGUCACUUACAUCUCCCCAUCCUGCACACCCCUGCACUGGCCGACGGUCUCUCCUCACUCGUUGUAGGGAAGCCCUCAUGUUGUUUACGGGACAACGCCGGUCAUUUGUCCCCUCCAUCCCUUCUCUCUCUCAGAAGGAAGACAUUUGCUGGAAGCUGUAAACAUGAGAGAAGAGACUUCAAAGAACACGGAGCUAGUAGUGUUAACGACCCCGGAGCUGCUGUACCUUCGCUGUCCUUCUGACUGGCCCAAGGGAGCCGAGGAAUCAGCCCUUUUCGAGUGACCUUUCCAUCACCGAGACACUAGCCGCCCCUUCCUUCCCGCAACCCCCCUUCCCUCAUCUCAGCCCUCCGCCCCUAACAUAGCCUUACGGGCUACCUCUUUGACCUCAAGAACCUUUCCUGGUUUACUGUGACGAGGUCUGCAGUGGGGAGAAAGAGGAAACCAUUGUCUACGACUAAUAACAUUAAAACGAAAAAGAAAAUUACACCACAAAAACUAGGAGGAUUAAGCGAAGCAAAGAGGGGGGUAUCCCGUUAUAUCUGAGCUAUACUGGAGCCAUAACCAAAUCGAGCAACCAGCUGACAGCCAGUGCACUUGCCCCCUUUCUGAUUCCCAGUCUCAUGUUUUGCUGUCCCUGUGCACUGACAGAAUACAACGUCGUGUUGGGAGACGUUAUUUAUUCUUUUUUUUUCUUGGAAAGGAGAAGGAGAAAGAGAGAGAAUAGAGCACAGCGCUUGUGUGUGUGUCCCGUUUUGUCACUACUACUGCUGUGCUUGCCCAGAGAGCUUGCUGUGUGGAAGCCCAGAGUCCGGAGGCUUAUUGGGGAUUUAACCUACCUGUCUACCUAUUUGACAGCUAUUGUUGGAAUCAUCUCCACCGCACUGUUGGGACGGGAGAGAGGUAUAAUCCUAAACACAGCAGAGGAACACAGACAGAGAUAGAGAGAAACAUCUUUUUUUUUUCUUCGGAAGAGUGCUGAUGCAUCUCCGAGCAUCUCAUCAUUUGAGCGGCGACGACAGCAGCAGCGGUUCUGUCCCCGCAAAGUGGAUUACAGAGUUCCAGUAAACUACCCUGAGUCGGAAACGGCAUCUGGUACGGAUUUGACCUGGACAAGUUGUUUAGUUGGGUAGCCGCGGAUUACAAGAGAUAUGCGGUCCCUCCUGUCAGCACUCACUUGCCUAUGUGUCCAGGCCAUGGUGGUGCUGUGCAGUCCACUCCAGGUAGGAGACACUCCACCUCCUUUCACUGUCAUCUCAUCUCCAACCCAAUCCAGAGGCUCCCAUGCAGGGGGAAACCCCCCAGUUACACAGAAGCAGAGAGAUCUGGGGCAGGAUCUAAAUUCUAAACUGCCCCUACAGCAGGUCCUGGCAGAUGAGAAUGUGGAUUUCCGGAUUCACGUGGAGAAUCAGACGCGGGCACGGGACGAUAUGAGCAGGAAACAGCUGCGAGUCUACCAGCUGUACAGCCGCACCAGCGGGAAGCACGUGCAGGUGCUGGACCGCCGGAUCAGCGCACGAGGGGAGGACGGAGACAAAUAUGCCCAGCUCGUUGUGGAAACGGACACGUUUGGGAGCCAGGUGCGAAUCAAAGGCAAAGCCACGGACUAUUACCUCUGCAUGAACCGGAGAGGCAAGCUAGUGGGCAAGGUGAACGACAAGAGCAAAGAGUGUGUAUUUGUGGAGAAGGUGCUGGAGAAUAACUACACAGCCCUGAUGUCAGCCAAGUACUCAGGCUGGUACGUUGGCUUCACCAAGAAGGGGCGCCCACGCAAAGGCCCGCGCACCCAGGAGAACCAGCAGGACGUGCACUUCAUGAAGCGCUACCCCAAAGGGGUACCUCCAGACCCCCAAAGGCCCUUCCGCUACACCACAGUCAGCAAGCGGACUAAACGCAUCCGCCCAGCCAACCCUAGUUAGAGGGACUGGCCACAGAGCAAUAUUUUUUACAGCAGAUCAGCGACAAGAGAAAUACAUAUAAGAAAUGGAGAAGAUAUGUUCUAUUUUUGUAAUUUGUGGCUGCAGUACUGAGGAGAGCAAGCAAUAGAGAGGGAGAGAGAGGGGGGGAGGGAGUCGUAAAGCGAGUAUG